UGCGAUCGCUUCCAGGCGCGAAUUUUGAAGGUGGACGGUCGGGGCCGGGCCGGAGCACCUCACGGCGGUUGCGAGAACGGCUCCCUGAAGUGCCCGUCUGCUGCGCCACGGAUCAAGCGUGCGACGACCAACUCCCUAACGGCGAAGCUCGUCACCAGGAACUUCUGGGUUGAAUUGGAACUGUGUGAGGAUCGAGAGUAUGAAUUUCGCAGCAUCAUUUUGUAGGAGAGUUAAUAUCAAGGAGCUUACUACCAGCAUCCCUGUUUAUAACAGUGCCAGUGAUGCAUCUGGCAGAGGAUUGAGUUUGCUCUUCAGGCGUUGGGCCACUAAGAAGUCGGCUGGAUCAACAAAGAACGGAAGAGACUCAAAACCGAAGAAUCUUGGAGUGAAGAAGUUUGGUGGAGAGAGAGUCAUACCCGGAAACAUAAUUGUUCGACAGCGGGGCACUCGAUUUCACCCUGGUAACUACGUUGGAAUAGGGAAAGAUCACACCCUCUUUGCAAUGAAAGAGGGGUCGGUGCAGUUUGAGAAGCACAAGCUCAGCGGACGUAAGUGGGUGCACGUUGUUCCAAAGGAUGGCCACAUGCUUCACCCCGUGUAUGGAGAGGCUGCAGCUGCACCUGAGCUGAAGACAGCUACUUGAACGACCCACUUUUGCUAUUUCAUGGAUGAAUUCUCAGCGUAACUCCACAUUUCACCUCUUUCCAGGUCCUCAGUCUCGUGGCCAACUCAAAUGUUAUAACAAUCGUCUUCUACUACUAGCGAGAA
This is a messenger RNA of Rhodamnia argentea, 768 nucleotides long. Its product is annotated as 50S ribosomal protein L27-like. Gene Ontology annotation, cellular component: ribosome. Bases 200 to 643 code for a protein of 147 amino acids. Gene Ontology annotation, biological process: translation. The record is from RefSeq and is a predicted model, not a curated record. The transcript is spliced from 4 exons. Lineage: Eukaryota; Viridiplantae; Streptophyta; Magnoliopsida; Myrtales; Myrtaceae. Gene Ontology annotation, molecular function: structural constituent of ribosome.